CAUGCUGGCAGCAUGGCACAGAUUGGCCUUUGUAUGGGGGCGCGGCAUGCCAAAGUCCUUGGCAAUGCUGUUAGCUUCAAAUCAAAUAUUAGGAAGCACAAGGAGCUAUGCGAUGCCAACGAUGAAGACAUUAUAGGUGCUAUGGCGGUUAUAUGGGGCCUUGUCUGUGCCAAUAUGCCUUCUGAGGUCCUCAAGGAUAUCCAGGAGUCAAUGGAGGAAGCCCAGAUGCCCCGUCUGUCUACCCUGAGGAUCAGUGAAGGUGGCACUGGGUAUCACAUCAAGGUUGGGGGUCAGCAGUUUGAUUACCCUGCUGCCAUGCGGUCUCCCCCACAAGGUGUUAUUACCAAGGGCUAUAUUGCGUAG
Messenger RNA from Punctularia strigosozonata HHB-11173 SS5, 363 nucleotides. RefSeq lists its product as uncharacterized. The transcript is spliced from 2 exons. The annotation marks the transcript as partial. The record is from RefSeq and is a predicted model, not a curated record. Lineage: Eukaryota; Fungi; Basidiomycota; Agaricomycetes; Corticiales; Punctulariaceae.